AUGAUUAUCAAGCGCAAUUCAAUUUCAAAUGCCCGGGACUUUGAGGCAUUGACUGAAACAUUCAAGCAGAGACCUUGUCUCGGCGAUUGUUGCUAUCAAUCACGACCGCCUCUCCUGCUUUCUGCAAAACUCAUGGUUCCUUCGAUGAGUCGACGGGAGAUGUCAGAGGACAUCCUUGUCAUUAACACCAUCUUUCACCUGCAAAAUGAGCGAAUAGAUACCGAAAAGAAUAUAGGAACCAAAAGCGAAACAGCAGCUUGCAAUAAUGAACAAGUGCAUAUUACUUAUGGGUCACCAGUAUUAAAUAGUAUUGAUGAGUUAUCUUUUCAAUUAUUUCAACGUGACGAAUUGAAGAAACGUGAUAAAGAAGAAAGGACUUCAUCAUUUUAUCAUGUUUUAAGUAAAGAAGUAUGGAAGUCAUUGACCACACGAACAAUUUCUAACCUCUUAAAAGAAGGAAAAAGUAACAUUUUAGAUAUUGGAUGUUCGUCGGGUGGAUGGUUAUUAGAUAUGGCUGAUGAAUUUAAGAAUUCUGUGUUUGUUGGAUUAGAUAUUAAAGCUGCUGAAUUUCCUAAAGACUCACCGCCAAAUGUUGCGUUUAUUGAAUGUAAUGUGUUGGAUCAAAUUCCAUUUCCCGAAAACACAUUUGAUUAUGUACAUCAAUCGGGGAUGUUACCAUCAUAUAAAGCAAAUGAAUGGCGAGUAGUCCUACGCGAUAUUGUCCGAGUAUUAAAACCAGGUGGAUAUGUAGAGAUAUCAGAGCUGGACUUUCGAUACAAUAAAGCGGGGCCUGUAACGAAGAAGAUUCAUCGAGCUUACCAGCAAUAUAUUGAAUCGAAGGGUCAAUCAUGUUCGGUGACACCGUAUUUAGAAGGAUUCUCGCGAGAGAUUUCCGAAAUGAAAAGUGAGCAGCAGGAGGUUGCUAUUGGUUCUUGGGGUGGAAAUAUUGGUGAAACAAUGCUACAAAAUCAUCUGAAAGUGUAUCGAGAUCGAACUAUCGCUCAAAACUUGGCGUCGAUACUGGAAAUGACUGAACUGGAGUACAUCAAUCAUGUCAAUCGAAUGCCCAACGAAUUUUUUCAUUACCGAACAACGUGCCCUUAUUUUCGAGUACUCGCGAAAAAAGUCUCAAGUAAUAAUAGAAGCAUGGCGUUGAGCAGCAGCAAUAAUUUUCACAGUCAGAAUGGAAAUAUGGAUUUAGACGGUCGCAUAGCUACGAUUCGAAUAAUAAAUGGUCAUAACAAUGAAAAACAUUCAUUCACUGAAGAAUGA
Molecule: messenger RNA, 1272 nt
Organism: Ambispora leptoticha
Lineage: Eukaryota; Fungi; Glomeromycota; Glomeromycetes; Archaeosporales; Ambisporaceae
Source: the annotation of a GenBank genome assembly